Erythranthe guttata (spotted monkey flower) is the source of this 3131-nucleotide messenger RNA. Lineage: Eukaryota; Viridiplantae; Streptophyta; Magnoliopsida; Lamiales; Phrymaceae. The record is from RefSeq and is a predicted model, not a curated record.
GGAAAAAAAAAUACACACACACACAGUACACACAGUUGGGGUUGGGUGCAUUGAUAAAGCAGAUUCAUCAGAUCUCUCUGCGUGUCCCCCACCACCCUUUUCCUUUAAAUCUUUUUCUCUGAAGAAAGAAAAGAAUUUUCAAAAAAAAAAAAAAAAACACCUCUGUAUUUAGAUUUAGCUCUCUCCGGUUUGUGUUUCCGCUUUUUUAUUUAUUUUAUUUUAUUUUUAAUUUGAUUCAAAAAAGGCAACAAGAACAAAAACCCUUCUCUCUACUUUAAUAUUGGCUCUCUCUCUCUCUCUCUUCUUUUGCUCAGUUGUUUGUAUCAAUCUAUCUGCAGGAACAAAAACCUUAUCGUGAACCUUCAAGCAGGUUUUUUGUUUUCAGAUCUGAAGCUUUGAACUAAUGUUUUGGAGUUACCAGGUUCUUCUUCAUAAGGUUUUAAUCACUCAGAUCUGAAGCCUUGAAUUGACAUUUCAGGCUUACACCGUUUUCUUUCAUCGGGUUCGAAAGAAGUCAACAAAAUGCAGAGGCCUCCGCAUGAAGACUUCUCCUUAAAGGAGACCAAACCCCACCUUGGUGGUGGCAAAAUCACUGGAGACAAGCUCACGAGUACCUAUGACCUCGUCGAGCAAAUGCAGUACCUGUACGUACGUGUCGUAAAAGCCAAAGACUUACCAGGAAAAGACGUAGCAGGUAGUUGCGACCCUUACGUAGAGGUCAGGCUCGGAAACUACAAGGGUACAACUCGUCAUUUCGAGAAAAAGUCAAACCCCGAAUGGAACCAGGUCUUCGCCUUCUCCAAGGACCGUAUCCAAGCCUCCGUUCUCGAAGUCAACAUAAAAGACAAGGAUUUUGUCAAGGACGAUUUUAUCGGACGGGUUGUGUUCGAUUUGAACGAGGUUCCUAAGCGGGUCCCUCCAGACAGUCCACUGGCCCCACAGUGGUACAGGCUGGAGGAUCGGAAAAAUGAAAAGGCGAAAGGGGAGCUUAUGCUGGCUGUUUGGAUGGGUACACAAGCUGACGAGGCGUUUCCCGAGGCAUGGCAUUCUGAUGCUGCAGCGGUGAGUGGGGCUGACGGUCUUUCGAAUAUACGUUCAAAAGUGUAUCUAUCGCCCAAGCUUUGGUAUUUGAGGGUGAAUGUUAUCGAAGCUCAAGAUUUGCAGCCGAGUGACAAAAGUAGGUUUCCGGAAGUUUACGUUAAAGCUAUUCUUGGAAAUCAGGCUUUACGGACGAGGGUUUCAAUGAACAAGAGCAUCAAUCCUAUGUGGAAUGAGGAUUUGAUGUUCGUUGCUGCAGAGCCGUUCGAGGAGCCACUAAUCUUGAGCGUCGAAGACCGUGUUGCCCCUAAUAAAGACGAAGUACUAGGAAGAUGCGGUGUGCCUUUGCAGUACGUGGACAGGCGAUUGGACCAUAAGCCGGUUAAUACGAGGUGGUACAACCUUGAAAAACACGUCAUGGUCGAGGGCGAAAAGAAGAAGGAAGUGAAAUUCGCUAGCAAGAUUCACAUGCGAAUUUGCUUAGAAGGUGGCUACCAUGUUCUAGAUGAAUCCACUCACUACAGCAGUGAUUUACGACCGACAGCAAAGCAGCUGUGGAAAUCGAGCAUUGGUGUUUUGGAGCUCGGAGUAUUAAAUGCACAGGGGCUUUCACCGAUGAAAACGAAAGACGGGCGUGCAACUACAGACGCUUACUGCGUUGCGAAAUACGGACAGAAAUGGGUUAGGACAAGGACAAUCAUAGACAGCUUUUCUCCGAAAUGGAACGAGCAGUACACGUGGGAGGUCUUCGAUCCAUGCACUGUAGUAACCAUCGGUGUAUUCGACAACUGUCACACACAAGGCGGGGACAAAAAUGGAAGAGAUGCAAGAAUCGGUAAAGUACGAAUUCGCCUUUCAACCCUCGAGACUGACCGUGUCUACACCCACUCGUACCCUCUCCUAGUUUUGCAUCCGUCGGGUGUGAAGAAGAUGGGCGAAAUUCAUUUAGCCGUUCGAUUUACGUGCUCGUCUUUAGUGAACAUGAUGCAUAUGUACUCGCAGCCGUUGCUUCCGAAAAUGCACUACAUACAUCCAUUGACAGUUAGCCAGCUCGACAGCUUGAGGCACCAAGCAACUCAGAUAGUCUCGUUGAGGCUGACUCGAGCCGAGCCGCCUUUGAGAAAGGAGGUGGUUGAGUUCAUGCUCGACGUCGGGUCCCACAUGUGGAGUAUGAGGAGAAGCAAAGCUAACUUCUUUCGGAUUAUGGGUGUUUUGAGCGGUUUAAUUGCGGUUGGAAAAUGGUUCGAUCAGAUAUGCAAUUGGAAGAACCCAAUUACGACAGUGCUUAUCCACAUACUCUUCUUGAUAUUGGUCAUGUACCCAGAGCUAAUCUUACCCACGGUAUUUUUAUACCUUUUCUUGAUUGGCGUGUGGUACUAUAGAUGGAGGCCGAGGCACCCGCCCCACAUGGACACGCGUCUCUCUUGUGCCGACAACGCGCACCCUGAUGAGCUGGACGAGGAGUUCGACACUUUCCCGACUUCUAGGCCCGCGGAUAUUGUCCGAAUGAGGUACGAUCGUCUGAGGAGCAUUGCUGGCAGGAUUCAAACGGUGGUUGGUGACCUGGCAACUCAGGGGGAGAGGCUGCAGUCAUUGCUGAGCUGGCGGGACCCAAGGGCCACGGCUUUGUUUGUCAUCUUCUGUUUGAUUGCUGCGAUUGUUCUGUAUGUUACGCCUUUCCAGGUGGUGGCGCUUCUGACGGGGUUCUACGUUUUGAGGCAUCCUAGGUUUCGGUACAAGCUGCCUUCUGUGCCGCUCAAUUUCUUCAGGAGAUUACCAGCAAGGACGGACUGUAUGCUGUGAGUGGAAAACAAAGGUGUUUUUUUUUUUCCCGGUGGCGUUUAUGUAAGAUUGUCUCUGAAACUUUUUUUGCAUAUUUUGGUUGGUUUUUAAGGUUUUCUUUUAUUUGUUUAGGAUGUUGGUUUUUGUGUUCGAGACAGAUUUGGUGGUCGUUUUAAUUCAAUCCGGACUAUCCCUUUUUCUUUAUUAAAUCAUCUAAUAUGAAUUUUAAUGGUAUAAAUAAUGUCGGUAAAAAGUUGUUAGCUUUUUACGACGGGCGCGAUACUUGGCCGUGAAUUGCCAAGCUAAGUUGU